Molecule: messenger RNA, 4038 nt
Organism: Daphnia magna
Lineage: Eukaryota; Metazoa; Arthropoda; Branchiopoda; Diplostraca; Daphniidae
Product: myb-like protein Q
Exons: 7
Coding region: 907-2775 (622 amino acids)
Biological process (GO): regulation of transcription by RNA polymerase II; cell differentiation
Cellular component (GO): nucleus
Molecular function (GO): DNA-binding transcription factor activity, RNA polymerase II-specific; sequence-specific DNA binding
Source: RefSeq, a predicted model, not a curated record
GUAUUAUAGCAACAGAGAGAAUUAGUGAUUUGGUUCGGUCAGCUGCCGAACGCGGUUGUCGUGUGUUUGUGUGUGUGUACGUACGUCUGCUUGUGUGUAUGCGUGUAUUACUUCCGAUUCACUUGUUGCCCCGCUGUGCCACACACUUGCCAACAGCCGCUCUGUCUGAUACGCUGCGUGAAAACAAAAGCAAAACACACAACAACAAAAAGAAAAAAUGCGUGGCGGGAAAUUAUUCGUUUGAAAACAAUUUCCCUGUUUCGUCUGUCUGUCUGUCUGGUGUGUGUGUGUGUGUUUUGUAUUAAAAAAGAAAAAAAAGGGGGAGGGGAAUUCAAAUAAAAGUCAGUUGACUUGACCCUUUGGUCGCAGCGUGUCGUCUACGUUGAAACGUUUGGAGAGAGAAAAGAGAAACAAAUGCAUUUAUCUUUUUGAGCAACAUUUGAGAGCCAGUUAAAAGCAGACGAACUUGUCAAAGUGUUUCGUCUUUUUUUUAAAUUUUUUUGAUGAGUUGAUUAAAAAAAAAAAAAACGAGAAACUCUGAAGAAAAGGGGGGGGGGGAGAAAUUUGCCGAUUGGGUUGUCUUGUUCAUCUGGAAAACAUUUGCUGCAUCUCGAUCUCGUCUGACAACGCCGCUGAAAAGUGUUGUGUCUGCGAAUUCUCUACGAAAUCGGAAGUGAAACCCUUUUUUUUUUUCAAUUUAAAAAAAAAAGAAAAAUUCGGAUGUCAAGGGAAAAUAGACGACGAAAUCUAAACCGGAUUUAAAAAAAACAAAAACAAAAAGUGCGGACAAACGUCAAAGAGAAUAACUUCCGAUAAGCAAGGGCGUUGUCGACGUCAUGGCGUUGACAAGUUUGACGUGCCCGGUGGAUCGGCCCCAACGACGUUGCGUCUCUACCGGCCACCAAAAUGCCUUCCGCCAGUCCAUUUGAGGGGGGACUGAUUUGCGGCAUUAACAAAUCAACGGAAUCUUCGUCUUCGGUCGUCAUUGGCGGAGGCGCCGGAGCAGGUUGGGAUUGCGACGAAUAUUUCCCCAUGUGCGAUGACCUGUUCACGUACACGGUGAGCGUCGUGCACAACAACAACAGUAGUAGCAACAACAGUAACAACAACAACAAUUCGAUGGCACCACAUCUCGGCCAUCAGCUCGCCAAUAGCGCCAGCAAUCAUCACGAAGGUCAGCCGCAACAACAACAACAACAUCAUUUGGCGGUGGAUGUCUCGCCGGAUGCAUCCGUCGUCGGUCAGCAGCAGCACCACCACCACCUGCACACCCACCACGUCCAACAGCAGCAGCAGCAGCAAGCCAACGACUUUAUGGUUCACUUGUUGCCGCUAGGUGGCGCUGGCGACCAGACUAACCCGACCAGCAACAAUAACAACAACAACAAUACCAACAGCAUGAAUAAUAAUUCGACCACCUCCCACAAGACGAUUCCAGUCUUUUCCAGUAGUUUUUCAAAUGGAGCCUGGGAGAAGAAAUUGCCAGCCGAUUGGGACGAGAGCGACACGAUCGAUUGGCUCUUUACGGUCGCCAAUAAGCUGGGCAUCCCGUGCGAGUAUUUCGCCAGUUUCGGUCACCUUACAGGGAGCAAUCUACUGGAAAUGAACAAAGACGAUUUCCAAUCGAAAUAUCCGAAUCACGGGCAUAAAUUUUACGAGGCCUUUAGGCAGCUCGUCCAUCAAAUUCAACUGCAGCAGCACAGCCCGGCCAUCAUUGAUACGAGUACUGAUCUCUUGGGCCUACAGAAUACGCCGGCGGUGCAUCACCACCAUCAGGUGCAUCAAACCAACAAUGUCGAUUGCUGGUCGAUGUUGCCUCCUCCGCCGUCGAUGGAGCAGAAUAACUACACGUCUGCCGCCAACGGCCAGCCACCGGAAAAUAGAAUGAUGGUGGCUAAUGGCGGUUAUUGCGGGCCGGCGCACGAGCGCGGCCAGCACCAGUACAGCAACAACAACAGCGCCAUGGAUUCAUCGUCGUCUUAUAUUUACCUGAACGCUUCGGCCAAUCUGCACCAUCACAGCCAUCAUCAGCAACAACAACAACAACAUCAACAUCAUUCUGCCAACAGUAAAAGUCUUGGCGGUUACGGCAGCGAUCCGAUCCAGCUGACGAAUUUCCAGCAACAUCAUCACCAUCACCACCAGCAGCAGCACCAGCAGCAGCACGAGAGUUACGAUUCUUACUCGCUGGACAUGAUGGGGCCCGAUCAUUACUCGGAGAAUUAUUCAAACAGUACGCCGUCCUCGGAUCCGGAGGAGAUGAUGGCCGCCGGCGACGGCAUUUCACCUCAAAUGAUGGCCAACAGUUCGCUCAACACGACCGGCUUGUUGAAGCGAGUGGGCAGGCCGAGCACGUCGGCCAACAAGGCCGGCAGCGGCUCGAGUUCGAGCAGCAGCAGCAGCAGCAGCCGGCGCAGGAAACAGGACAGGGGCUACGGCAAGUUGUGGGAAUUCAUCCGCGAUUUGCUGCACGAUCCGAAAUACUGUCCCAGCAUGGUCAGGUGGGAGGACGUCAACGACGGAGUCUUCCGCAUCGUCCAGAGCGAGAAGCUGGCCAAUUUGUGGGGCACCAUCAAAAACAACCCGCGAAUGACGUACGAAAAGCUCAGCAGGGCCAUGAGGUACUAUUACAAGAGUAAAGUGUUUCUGCCUGUGCUGGGCCGUCGCCUGGUGUACAAAUUCGGGCCGCACGCUGUCCUAUGGAAGCCGGACAAUCCGAAUUUCGAACAUCCAACGAUGGAGGGCGACGAUGUGAGGCACAGCGUGAGGACGUGAUCGUGAACGGCUGUCGACUCUCUGCUAGCACGCAAUUUGUAAUUAUUACCUCAGCAAAUGGUUGUUUUAUUAGAUACAUAACAAGGGACCCUCUGUGUGUAAACAUUGCCAAAACAAAAGAACGUUUUAUUCCUCGUGUUUUUUGUUUGUUUUUUUGCAGCAUCGGGGGUGAAACGAGACAAUGCAAAUGGGCACAAAUUUCGAACUGAUUCAUAUUUAAAAACAAAUGAAACAUUUUGAUAAGACAUUUUUGAAUGUUGGAUGGAACUAUUCCAUGGCAAUUGUACGUAUCUUAAUGUAAACUAUAUAUAUAUAUAUAUAUAUAUAUAUUUUAAUUGUGAAUCACGUUUGCCUCUUUUAAUCACGAUUCAUGUAUAGCUACAACAACAAAAUCAAUCGACGUGUUGUGACGAUGAUGUUGUCGCCCUGAAAUUUGCAUACCGUGGUCCAAAAUUCAGGGCUCAUAAUUUUUUAAAUUUCUGCACCGUUUGUUAUUCAUUUGAAGUCGUUUUUUUUUUGGGGGGGGGGUCAAAACAAAGAACUAAAUCAUUUGAAUAUGAAGAAUCUCCAAAAUGUUUGACCUUUUUUUAUUAUAUUCGUGUUGUUUUUGUUGUCUGUUUUUUAAAAAUGGGAAUUCCCUAUUCAUGACGUUGUUUUUGUUACUGUUGUCUCUUUUUGGUUGAUUUUUCACACGCUCUUUGUGCCAUUCCCGUCACACCAAAAUUCUUCGUCCUCGUAAACGAAUUUUUCGUUUAUUUUAAAACAAAAAACCCAAAAAAGUCACAAUCCAUUUCAUAAUUCCGUAUUUUUUGUUUAAAACUUGACCAACACGCAAUUUUUUUUCUUUCCGCAGGAUUUGAAGAGUUUUUUCUUUUCAUUUUUCGUUCCCACGCAAACACAAUUUGUGUGUCCUACCGCAAUGCAUAAAAAGUUAUGUGUGUUUUCUUCCUACCGUUUACGUCACUUUCUUUUCCGACAACAAAUAAUGGAUAUCACAUGUUUGAAUCGAAACUUACAUCAGGUCUUUUGUUAAAAAGAAUUUAUAUAUAUAUAUAUAUAUAUAAGAAGGUGUUUAUGUAUGAGAGCUUUUUUGUGUUUUUCUCAGCCGUUUGGUUACGACGAGAAUCGCGUUAUCACCACAAGAGUCUUUGUUACGAAAUCACUUUGAUGUCCUCUUUUUUUUCUUCCAUAAUCAUUUCGAUCAAUUUGAAGUAAAAAAAGAAAAAAGAAAAAUACAAAAAGACACGUCUGAUUUGUUGUUUA